AUGCAUCCCUGUCAAAACUGUGUGAUGUUUCUGAUGAAUCUCCCGAUAAACUUUCUGUCAAAACUUGGACUGGAGGAAUUCUAUCCCAACAAGCUCACUCUUCGGUCCUUCUUGGAGAUCAACAAAAGCAGCGUGUAUGAUGAAGCUGUUUCAUCAGUGGAGGAGAUCCCGUGGUGUUUCCUCAGGAGACUCUUCAGAAUCAAUGCAGAAUGCAGAGACUGUACUCAGUUAUCAAACACAGAUAAUGAGGAGGAGGAUAACAGUGAUGACUAUGACAAAGACCUUUUUUCUGCAGAUGACUCUGCAGACAAAAAGGUAAAUCCACUUGACCUCAUAGUAGCUCUCUUUCUUUGUGCUGACAGCUUCUUGCAACAAGAAAUGACCUUGAAGAUGUCAAUGUGCCAGUUUUCUGUCCCACUGCUGUUGCCCCAUGGCAACAACAGUCAGUGUACCUUCAUGCUGUGGGCUCUGAGAGACAUCGUCAAAGAGUGGCGUCCACAUGAUAAAUCUGAAUCAAAGGGGUUCGUUGAAAACAGCAUUGUCCAAGCAGAUAUACCAUUCUACUCUUUUGUGAGGCUGAAAAACUGCAGCUUAUCUAAGUCUCAGUGUUUGAACCAUAUCCUCAGCCUCGGCCAGUACAAUAACAUGUUCAUAAACAGAGAAAUGAAGGGAGGAGCUCAUGAAAGGGAACUUGCCAAUGGAUUGGUCGAGGUUUGCUGGUACCUUCCCAGCGGCAGAGAAAGUCUUGACAAAUUUCCAAAACCAGUGGCUUUCGCCAAUCUGAGAGGAGACUUAACUCAAUCACUCACACAGUUCAGCUUCCUUUACCAAGUGUCCACUGCUACCUUUGUAUUCCUGGACAAAGUUGAAGAAAACGAGCUUGAGAUUCUGACAUCUUUUCAGGAAGUGAAAUCUAAACUGUUCUUGGUUGUGAACCGCAAGGCUCAGGAGGACAUGGAGUCUGUCAAGAAAACAGUGGAACAGUUAGAUUUACCAAAGACCCGUGUGAAAUCCAAAAACCCACAGGUAAAUGUGGUAGAGUUUUCGGAGAAACUUUGCACAACCAUCAAUAACUCAUUAAAAGAAGUCAAAACUACAACAAAAAUUGAAAAUAUGCUUGACCAGGCCGUUGAACUUGGUCUAUCUGUGGAUGAGCGCACAAGUGAAAACCAACAGAAGGUUGCUGUGGAGAUUAUGAAAGGAAUCGGUGUGUGUCAUAUACCAGACUACAAGAAGCAACAACUUCCAUUGCAAGGUGCGGACUGGAAAGAGUUAUCAGAUUUAGAAAUGGAACAAUGCAGGUUAAAAAAGGCUGGUGACUGUGGACUGGAAGACUACAAAUCUCAGCUGCAAGAAGAUAAACAAGAGAUAAUGAACAAGCUUCAUGAACACAAACCAAGCACAGCUAUGAAUACUUUCAUUAAACACAUAUCUGAACGUGACAAAAUGCAAAGAGACUUUUUUCUCAAGUGGAUGAAUUUUGUACUGAAUGCACAUUUGCAGCCUGCCAUGCAACAGUCUUUACUGCGUCAAAAGUUGGCCAAACUAUGCAAUAAAGAAGAGAAAGACAAAAAGGAGGUUGCAGAGUUGGAUCAGGCUUUGCUGGAAAGCUCUUUAGGAAUCGAGCAUUACAUGAGAGAGAUGGGGCUGAUCUAUGAGCUGUCCUCACAGUCUCAACAAACUGAUGAUAAGAUAACUCGUCUUCCUGGUUUGGCUGCUGAAAUGCUGCUGGAUGGAUAUCCUUUAGAGCUUCUCGAUGGAGAUGCCUCCAACAUCCCACAGAGAUGGGUGACAGAUGUGCUGAUGGAGCUCCACAACAAGGUUGGAGGGAAGAGCAGACUGUUGGUGCUGACUGUGCUGGGGGUUCAAAGUACAGGGAAGUCAACUCUUCUCAACACCAUGUUUGGUGUACAGUUUCCUGUCAGCAGUGGCAGAUGCACAAGAGGAGCAUACAUGCUCUUUCUCAGAGUAGGUGAAGACAUGCGAAGCCAGUUGAACUAUGACUUUAUAGUUCUCAUUGACACAGAGGGUCUUAGGUCUCCUUCUUUAGCACAACUGGAGGACAGCUUUGAGCAUGACAACCAGCUGGCAACUCUUGUUAUUGGCUUAAGUGAUGUCACCAUCAUCAAUGUUGCAAUGGAGAACUUCACUGAAAUGAAAGAUUUUUUGCAGAUUGCAACUCAUGCAUUCUUGAGGAUGAAGACAAUUGGGAAAAAGCCAGUUUGUCACUUUGUGCACCAAAAUGUUGCUGGAGUUUCUGCCCAUGCAAAGACCCUGACAGAGAGAAAACUUCUUUUGGACCAACUCAAUGAAAUGACCCAGACUGCAGCUGAAAUGGAAAAGCAGGACAAUGUGUUAUUCACAGAUAUGAUGGACUAUGACUUGGAAAAAAAUAACUGGUACAUCCCAGGACUGUGGCACGGGACUCCACCUAUGGCUUCUGUCAACACAGGUUACAGUGAAGCUGUUGAACAUUUCAAGAGAAAUCUCUUAGAAACAGUAAAAACAGACAAAGGUGAUGAUGUGUCCAAGAUCCCUGAGCUUCUAGAGUGGAUGAGAAGUCUCUGGAGAGCAGUCAAGUUUGAGAACUUCAUCUUUAGUUUCAGAAACACUCUGGUGGCUAACGCCUAUGACAACCUUUGCAAAGAGUUCAGCCAAUGGGAAUGGGAGUUCAGAAAAGAGAUCUCCAUCUGGGAAAAUGGAGCUGAAAUGGAAAUCUUAAAUGCUGACAAUGAAUCUGAGCUUCAUCAUUGGACUGAAAUGGUCGAAUCCAAAAAAAAUGAAGGAUCCAAGAAAAUAGCAGACCAACAAACAAUAAUGGAUCAGAAACUCCAGGACUACUACAAAAGAAAAGACAGACAUGUGAAUCUGAUAGAAAAAUACAAAAGUGAUUUUUUUAGCCAAAUCAAGAGUCUUGCUAAAGAAAUCCAACAUUCAGCAAACAAUGUCUUGGAUUGUGCACGUGAGCAAAAAAAGAGUUCAAAAGAAGCAGAAGACCUUCAGAGAAAACACAGAGAAGUGAUUGAAGAACGGGUCAUGAAACUCUUGAGUGACUGCAAAGAUCGCUCACUGUCUGAAGAGAAACUGAAAGAAGAGUUUGAAAAGAUGUGGGCUGAGGUUACUAUCAAUGUAAAUGGCCUGAAAGAAAAAGAUAUACCUGCUGAAGUCUUCGACCAGUUAAAGAAACAUUUCGGAAAUCUUAAUGUCAGUGAGGAAUUUCAGAAUAUCACAUACCUCAAAGAAAGUGGGUUGAGGCAAUUCAAGGCCAAAACUGAACAUUUUGAAACAAACUUUUUAAACAAUGUUUUGAAUUUCAUCAUGCAGAAAAACAUUAGGGGGGAACUCCAGGGCCUGGCAGACAAUGUGAUUGAGUCUUGCACACGAUUUGUGCAGGAUAUUGCAAAAACAGACAGAGAUUAUCAUGAAUCUGACACAAAAGAUCUCUUGGAAAAAAUCGAUGAAUCCCUGAAGAAAGGCAAACAGAUAUUAAAGCAGAAGUUUGUCACUGACCUGAAACUCCACAUUUGUGGAAUUGCUUCAAGAGAGUUCCUGAAGAUGCACAGGAAAUACUUGAUUAAAAGAGAUCCAAAACUUAAGCUGGAGGAGAAGAAGAAGCAGUACAUGUCAGAUUUUAUCGACCUAUACAAAGAGAGAGACCACUGCCAACGCAAAGCAACUGACUAUGUCAGAAGUUGUAUCAAACCUGCUGUUGAGGACUACAUCAGUAGAUCUCUGGGAGUAGAGAUUGUGGAUGAAAUAUUGACAAGUGACCAUUCAGCAGAGUUCAGUUCCCGCUCCUUUUUCCAGUACAACAUCCAGGAAGAGUUGCUGGGAAAGGAAGACUUUGACAGAUUUGUCAGGUUCACCUGCAGUUAUGAAAUUUAUGUUAAGGACUGGAUAUUCAAGCACAUCCUGCAAAAAAUGUCAGAGGACCAGACUCUGUGCAAGCUGAAGAAUAAAGUUCUGCUGGUCAUAGUCAACAAAAUCUCAGAAGCAUUAAAGCAGUCCACAAAAUGCACUGGCGACACUUCACUGCCUGAUAACAAGGAAAGCAUCCCAGCACUCAUCACCAACAUGCGCAGGUAUUUGAUCAAAGACAUCUCAAUUUCAGAGGAGGAUGAAAAAACCAUCCUAUUCCAAAUUCAAUGCACAAGCCAACAGUUUAUCAACAGCCUCAAAAUCUCUCUGGAGGACUUAAAUAAAGAGCUGCAGGAGGAAUUCACAAAGUCUAACAUCUCUGAGACUCUGAACAAACUCCCCACCAAACCACAAGAUGAGCUCUUUAAGAGGGUGUUUGGCUGUGGACAUCAAUGUCCAUUUUGUAAAGUUCCCUGUGAGGCGGGAGGCAAAGAUCAUGAGAAGCAUCAUGCUGCUGUGCAUCGGCCUCAAGGUCUUGGUGCGUACAGGAUUAUAACAACUCAGAAGUUGCAUGAAGUCCUGUGUACAACAGAUGUCCACAGCGAACGCAGAUUCAGGAACACAGACACUAAAUGGGAAUGGCAUCCUUACAAGGAGUACACUAAGUACUACCCAAACUGGCACAUUCCUCCUGACCGCACUAUAGAGGCAUCUGACUACUGGAAGUAUGUCCUGGUAAAAUACAAUGACAGAUUUGCUGAAAAACACAAAGCCAAGCCCGCUGAUGUACCAGAGGCCUGGAGGAGAAUCACAAAGGAACAAGCACUGAAAAGCUUGAAAGAAGCCUUUAACGUAAAGUGAACAUUGUACAACCCUGACAGAUAUCCUCUAACAGACACAUGAACAUGUGAGAGGCUUCCCAUGUGCAAAUGUUCAAAAGAAGAAGAG
Molecule: messenger RNA, 4806 nt
Organism: Notolabrus celidotus (New Zealand spotty)
Lineage: Eukaryota; Metazoa; Chordata; Actinopteri; Labriformes; Labridae
Product: up-regulator of cell proliferation-like
Exons: 2
Coding region: 1-4719 (1572 amino acids)
Molecular function (GO): GTP binding
Source: RefSeq, a predicted model, not a curated record